This is a messenger RNA of Meloidogyne enterolobii, 2044 nucleotides long. The record is from the annotation of a GenBank genome assembly. Lineage: Eukaryota; Metazoa; Nematoda; Chromadorea; Rhabditida; Meloidogynidae.
AUUGUUUACCAUUUUCGGCGAACCACAACACGUUAAGAAGCCAAACCUGGUGUGGGAUUUCUUGGUCCAGGAGAAGCGAAAAGAAUUGCUUUGACUUGUGGAAGCUUUGAUCCAGCAACAACGGAUACAGAAGUCGACCGUAUAACAUUUGUUUGGCGAGUUGUACUUGACAACAUUCAAAUGAAGUUCAAUUGAAGUCUUUUUGACAAUGAUGGGUUUGAGAGAAGAAAGAACAUUAAAGUUCUCUAUAAUUAUUAAAUAAAUAAAUGUAUAUGUUUUUGUGAGUGAAUGUUGCAAUAAAAUUAUUUUUGAGAUUGUGUUGCCUUAAAAAAUCCGAAAAAUGUUAUUCAUUAACAUUAUUAUUUUGAACAUUUCUCCUUUAAAUUUUUUAUAUUUUUUAGAGAUGUUUAUUGUUAAGUCUAAUUUGUCUUCUGUAUUUCUUCGUCAACCUCGAGUUUCUUUUUGUUUAAGUGUUGCUAGUUAUUAUGGAGGAGACCGUCCACAAUAUGAUAAUCAACAACGAUAUCAAAAUCGUGACAAUCGUUCUGAGGGAUAUGGAGAUCAACGGCCCUAUUAUAUUCAAAAUUUGAGAAAUACAAAACGUGUGGGUGGAGAUGCUCAAUUUUAUCAGAAUCGUGGACCAUACAGACCUAAUGUUUCUGGAUAUGGAGGGAAUAGAAUGACGAAAAAUAGUUUUGCAGGAAGCAACUUACGUCCAGUUGAUUGGAAUAAACAUCAAUUGCCCGAAAUUAGAAAAGAUUUGUAUAAAGAACAUGAAAAUGUUACAAAUCGUGAAUUGGAUGCAAUUAGAGAAUGGUUAAAAGAGAAUGAAUGUAUAAUUCGAGGACAGGAAGUUCCGCGACCAAUUUUUGAAUUUAUUGAAAGUGGAUUUCCAGAACCAAUAAUUGAUUUGCUUUCGAAAAAUUAUGAGUCUCCUAUGAGCAUUCAGUGUAUUUCAUGGCCAGUAGCAUUAAGUGGUCGAGAUAUGAUUUCUAUUUCUAGAACGGGAUCAGGGAAAACUCUUGGAUUUAUUCUGCCGGCAAUCAUGCAUGCAAUGAGUCAACCUCCUCGUCGUCACGGUGAUGGUCCUUCUGUUUUGGUUCUCUUGCCAACAAGAGAGUUGGCUCUUCAAGUGCAAGAAGUUGCCAUUGAAUUUUGCAGGAUAAUGAAUUUAACUGCAUUUUGUUGUUAUGGUGUUGAUAUUUGCAUUGCAACGCCUGGACGUUGUUUAGACUUUUUGGAAGCUAAAGUAUUAAAUCUGAAUAGAUGUACUUUUUUGGUUUUGGACGAAGCUGAUAGAAUGUUAGAUAUGGGAUUUGAACCACAAAUACGUUCAAUUAUUGGCCAACUUCGUAAUGAUCGUCAAACUUUAAUGUUUUCUGCAACUUGGCCUAAAGAAGUUCGUGAAUUAGCUAAUGAUUUCCACAAAGAUCCAGUUCACUUAACUGUUGGUUCUCUUGAAUUGGCUGCAAAUCAUAAUAUUGAGCAAUAUGUUGAAGUUGUUGAUGAACGUGAAAAGGAAGAACGUUUUAUGGAAUUACUUGGAAAAAUUAUAAAAGAGGACGAAUACAAAACAUUAAUUUUUGUUGCAACUAAACGUAAAGCUGAUGAUUUGACUCGUAAUUUGCGCCGUGAUGGUGUAAAAGCAUUGUGCAUACACGGAGAUAAAUCACAAACUGAACGGGAAUGGGUUCUUUCAGAAUUUAAGAGCAAUAAAAUGCCUAUUUUGAUUGCAACUGAUGUUGCUGCUCGUGGUUUAGAUGUUGAUGAUAUCAAAUACGUAAUAAAUUAUGAUUAUCCAAAUAAUUCAAAAGAUUAUAUCCAUCGAAUUGGCCGUACUGGGCGUAGAAACAAAACAGGUGUAAGUUACACUUUCUUUACUCCUGGAGAGUCUGACAAAGCGAAGGAUUUGAUUGAAGUUUUGGAAGAAGCUAAACAAACCGUUCCAGAUAGUCUUCGCAGUUUAGCAGAAAAUGGUAACGGAAGAGGUGGGCAAACUAGGGGAGGACGCCCAGAAUACCGAACACAAAGAGGUUAUUAUUGA